AAAAAAAUAAGUCGGUAGAGUUACUGACAUUUUUUUAUAAUUAAAUGAGCAACUACUCAACAGCCCACCACACUCAUCCUGCCUCAUAUGUCAAACACUUUUGAAUGUGUAAAUCCCAAUCUCACAGCCACCGAAAUCUCUCCCAGCCUAUAAAUGGGCAUCAAAAUCGCACUUCAGUUUCAUUCCAUCCAAUUCCACCAAAUCAACUAAAAGAGUGAAAGAAAUGGGUUCCAAAGCAAUUGUUUUCCUUGGCCUCUUUCUGGCCAUUGUUCUUCUCAUCACCUCGGAGGUGACAGCCAAGGAUUUGGCUGAACAGACUAACGGCGUAAAAGACGCCAAGUAUGGUGGUUAUGAAGGCGGUCGUGGCGGAGGACACGAAGGCGGUCAUGGCGGAGGAUACGAAGGAGGUCAUGGCGGCCAUGGCGGAGGCUACGAAGGAGGCCAUGGAGGCGGACGAGGUGGUGGCGGUGUAGAAGACGCCAAAUAUGGUGCUGCUGGUUAUGAAGGCGGUCGUGGUGGCCAUGGCGGAGGCUCCGAAGGAGGCCGAGGCGGCGGCGGGCAUGAAGGAGGCCGAGGUGGACGCGGCGGUGGCGGUUAUUGAGGAGGGAAUUAACGGAAUAGGUGCUGUUUAGGAUAUCUGUACCUGCACCGGGUUAAAAUAUGUACUAUGAAAUAAUGGAGGAUAUCCGAUCAUGCUCUUUAGAUUGAUAGUGAUGUAGUAGUUCAUCUGUGAGUGCAUGUUAAUUUGUGUCUCUGUGUGACUGUGUGUUUGGUUUUCACGUACUACUAGUGAUAUGUUUUAAACCA
This is a messenger RNA of Rhododendron vialii, 807 nucleotides long. RefSeq names its product cold and drought-regulated protein CORA-like. Lineage: Eukaryota; Viridiplantae; Streptophyta; Magnoliopsida; Ericales; Ericaceae. Bases 224 to 601 code for a protein of 125 amino acids. The record is from RefSeq and is a predicted model, not a curated record. The transcript is spliced from 2 exons.